AUGUCUGGGCACAGAAAAGGUGGUCAGGGACAUGGAAAGGGAGGUGCCAAGAGGCAUUGCAAAGUUCCUCGUGAUAAUAUCCAAGGCAUUCCAAAGCCAGCUAUUUGCUGUUUGGCUCGUGGUGGUGGUAUGAAGCACAUUUCUGGCCUGAUCUAUGAAGAAACAAGAGCUGUUUUGAAGGUUUUCCUGGAGAACAUUAUGCAUGAUGCCGUGACUUACACUGAGCAUGCAAAGAGAAAGACUGCAACUGCUAUGGAAGUUGUUUAUGCGCUGAAAUGCUAG
Molecule: messenger RNA, 282 nt
Organism: Hemicordylus capensis (graceful crag lizard)
Lineage: Eukaryota; Metazoa; Chordata; Lepidosauria; Squamata; Cordylidae
Product: histone H4 type VIII-like
Exons: 1
Coding region: 1-282 (93 amino acids)
Biological process (GO): nucleosome assembly
Cellular component (GO): nucleosome
Molecular function (GO): structural constituent of chromatin; protein heterodimerization activity; DNA binding
Source: RefSeq, a predicted model, not a curated record